AUGAGCGUAGGAGUCAUAUCACCAUACAAGGCUCAAGUGCAUGCAAUUCAAGAAAAAAUUGGAACGACUUACAGAGAACAUAGUGACUUUUCUGUAAAUGUCCGGUCAGUCGACGGAUUUCAAGGCGGUGAGGAUGAUGUUAUAAUUAUCUCUACAGUCAGAUGUAAUGCAAAUGGAACAGUGGGUUUUCUUUCCAAUUGCCAAAGAACAAAUGUGGCGUUGACCCGUGCAAAGUAUUGCCUGUGGAUAUUGGGAAACGGUACAACUCUUCUCAACAGUGACUCUAUUUGGACGAAAUUAGUUACUGACGCUAAGCGACGGGGGUGUUUCUAUAAUGCCGAUGAGGAUAAAAGCUUGUCUAAGGCUAUAAUGGAUGCCUUGUUGGAGUUGGACCAAAUUGAUGCUGUGUUGAAUGUGAAUUCUCCAUUGUUCAGAAAUGCAAGAUGGAAGUUCUGCUUCUGUGACGAUUUUCGGAAAUCUAUUAUGAAAGUGGGAAAUAAGGCUCGUCAGGAAGUGAUUUCUUUGUUGGCAAAGCUUUCAAGUGGCUGGCGUCCGUCUCCCAAAGGCAGAAACUUCAUCUUCCGACGAGGAACUUCUUCUGAACUGUUAGAACAAUACAGAGUCCAUGGCCAGCUCAAUCUCAUUUGGACAGUGGAUAUAAUCACGGAAAACUCAAACCACACUCAAAUUCUCAAGGUGUGGGAUAUUUUACCAUUACCUGAUUUACCAAAACUAGCAAGGCGUCUAGAUGCUGUCUUUAGGAAUUAUACCGCGGAUAAGAUGAAUCGCUGCAAACACAAAUGUAUAGAAGGGAAUUUGGUUGUUCCCAUGACAUGGUCAAUGGGUUUCGGUGAUCCUGCACAACUUCUGUCACAACCAUGGCCAAUGGGUUCCGGUGAUCCUGCACAACUUCUGUCACAACCAUGGCCAAUGGGUUCCGGUGAUCCUGCACAACUUCUGUCACAACCAUGGCCAAUGGGUUCCGGUGAUCCUGCACAACUUCUGUCACAACCAUGGCCAAUGGGUUCCGGUGAUCCUGCACAACUUCUGUCACAACCAUGGCCAAUGGGUUCCGGUGAUCCUGCACAGCUUCUGUCACAACCAUGGUCAAUGGGUUCCGGUGAUCCUGCACAACUUCUAUCACAACCGUUUGCUUCACUUGUUAUUAGGGAUGAAUCAGAAGCUCCAGAAACAACUAAAGAUCUGAGCCAACAGGACUGGCCUCACAACAAGAAACCAAACCAGAGACCAACAACAAGAGUGCAAAUUAUGCGGCUAGCAAAUGAUGCAUAG
Dovyalis caffra is the source of this 1293-nucleotide messenger RNA. The record is from the annotation of a GenBank genome assembly. NCBI's taxonomy places the organism in Eukaryota, Viridiplantae, Streptophyta, Magnoliopsida, Malpighiales, Salicaceae.